Molecule: messenger RNA, 6590 nt
Organism: Gadus macrocephalus (Pacific cod)
Lineage: Eukaryota; Metazoa; Chordata; Actinopteri; Gadiformes; Gadidae
Gene: vwa8
Product: von Willebrand factor A domain containing 8
Exons: 37
Coding region: 167-4780 (1537 amino acids)
Cellular component (GO): cytoplasm
Molecular function (GO): ATP hydrolysis activity; ATP binding
Source: RefSeq, a predicted model, not a curated record
CAUGCAGUCCGUCGAUUAUUAUCUUCCGCCUAGUCUAACGUGUAACCAUCAAUGUAGUUAGUUAACUGACAGGUGUUAUGAAAUCAGCAUGAUAAAUCCAAGGAUUUAGUUAUUUUAAACACAUGUGUAUCCUGUAUACUGCUGCUAAACACUUGGUUUGUUAAAAAUGCAUACUCAAAUGCUGUGCAAAGGUACGGCAGCGGCUGUCGCUGCUCGGAGAAUGAGGAAUAUUCUGGGACCUCUCUUGGGCAGGGACGGAUGGACUCAGAGAACACAUGAGGUCAAAUUCGUCAACACCUCAUCAGGUGAGACUGUGAAGAUUGGAGAGGUCUCUUAUCAGAUCAAAACACCCCAGAAUCCAGAACUAGUUCCUGUCAUGCACAUUGCAGGCUCACUACCUCAGACAGUGGCCCAGCAUCUACGGUGGAUCAUGCAGAAAGACCUGCUGGGCCAGGAUGUCUUUCUAAUUGGACCCCCUGGACCACUGAGACGCUCCAUUGCCAUGCAGUACUUGGAGCUGACGAAACGCGAGGUGGAAUAUGUGUCCCUGUCUAGAGAUACAACAGAAACAGACUUGAAACAAAGGAGGGAGAUCCGUUCUGGUACAGCCUUCUACAUAGACCAGUGUGCUGUGCGGGCGGCUACCGAGGGCCGCAUCCUGGUGCUGGAGGGCCUGGAGAAGGCCGAGAGGAACGUGCUGCCGGUGCUCAACAACCUGCUGGAGAACCGCGAGAUGCAGCUAGAGGACGGACGCUUCCUCAUGUCCUCCCAGCGUUACGACCAGCUGCUGCAGGAGCACACCAAAGUGGAGAUGGACGCCUGGCAGAUCGUUCGCGUCAGCGAGGACUUCCGGGUCAUUGCACUGGGACUUCCUGUGCCAAAGUAUAAGGGCAACCCUCUGGACCCCCCGCUUCGCUCCCGCUUCCAGGCCAGAGACGUCUACUACCUGCCCUUCAAGGACCAGUUGGAGUUGCUGUAUGCGGCUGGACCAAACAUCGCUCCUGAAAGGGUGUCCCAGCUGCUGUCCAUGGCCACCACCCUCUGCUCCCAGGAGUCGUCGACGCUGGGCCUACCAGACUUCCCCGUGGACAACCUGCCCUCCGUUCUCCAAGUGCUGAAUGUCCUUCCCAUGCUGGCAUCCAAGCAGAUGGUGCAGAGGCUGUAUCCCUACCACAGCAUGCUGGGAAAGGAGGGACUCACUGCCGUGGAGGGUGUCCUCAGUAGAUUUGAGCUCUUGGAUGACCAUGGUCAACCGGCUCCCAGCGCUGUGGCCAGCGUCAUUCCCACCACUGAUUUCCUGGCGGAUGUCACACUGAGGAUCGCAGACAAGGAGGUCACCUUUCAGGUCCCAGCCGGCACCAAUGAACCGCGGCCACCCAACAGUAGCCCCGCCUUCAUCAGUACCCCAAGCCAGGCCCAGCUGCUGGCUGAAAUGAUGACAUCACACAUGGUCAAAGACAUGUGUCUGAUUGGGGCCAAGGGUUGUGGGAAGUCGGUGAUCGCCAGAGAGUUUGCAGAGAUACUGGGAUACAGCAUGGAGCCCGUCAUGCUGUAUCAGGACAUGACGGGUCGGGACCUGCUCCAGCAGAGGUACACGCUGCCCAACGGUGACACGGCGUGGCGGCCGUCGCCGUUGGUUACCGCCGCCCAGGAGGGAAAGCUGCUGCUUCUGGAUGGCAUACACCGGGUCAACCUGGGCACGCUGGCCGUGCUCUCCAGGCUCCUCCACGACCGGGAGCUGUCCCUGUACGACGGCACGAAGCUGCUCCGCUGGGACCGCUACCAGACGCUGAAGGAGCAGCUGGAGCUGACUGACCAGGAGCUGCAGGACAGGUCUAUAUUCCCCAUCCACCCGUCGUUCAGGAUCCUGGCCCUGGCCGAGCCCCCCGUGGUGGGGGUCCACGGUGGAGCCGGGGGGAACCAACAGUGGUUGGGCCCCGAGCUGCUCACCAUGUUCAUGUUCCACUCAGUCAGUCCCCUGGCCCGGGCGGAGGAAGCCCGCCUCAUCCAGGGACUGACGCCCAACGCCCCUACAGAGGCGGUGGAGCAGCUGCUGAACCUCGCACACAGCCUGCGCUCGGCCAAUGACCCCACGGCCAAGUCCCUGGCUUCCUCUCUCUCCACCAGACAGCUGUUGAGGGUUUGCCGCCGUCUCUCCCAGUACCCCGAGGAGAGCGUAGAGUACGCCGUCAACAAGGCCUGCCUCUCCAGGUUCCUGCCCAGCCUGGCCCGUGCCUCCCUCCAGAAGAGUCUCUCCGACUGUUUCAUCCAGAAGUCCCCAGAGCCGGCUGGAUCCAGAGCCAACCUCGGCUGUGCGGUGGAGGACGGUGUGCUGACCAUUGGCAGUGUGUCCGCUCCCAUCUUCAGCCCCGGGGAGAAGAUGAAGGUCCCCGACGUUCUCUUCUACGACAACGAGCAGCACAUGAUGGUGAUGGAGGACAUGCUGAAAGACUUCCUGCUAGGGGAACACCUUCUAUUGGUCGGAAACCAGGGCGUGGGCAAAAACAAAGUGGUUGACCGCUUCCUGCAUCUCCUGAAUCGUCCCAGGGAGUACCUGCAGCUCCACAGAGACACCACGGUCCAGACUCUCACCAUGCAGACGUCUGUCCGGGACGGCAUCAUCGUGUACGACGACUCGCCGCUGGUGAAAGCGGCAAAGCUGGGCCACAUCCUGGUGAUCGACGAGGCUGACAAGGCGCCGACCAACGUCACAUGCAUCCUGAAGGCCCUGGUGGAGAGCGGCGAGAUGAUCCUGGCCGAUGGGCGCAGAAUCGUCUCAGACCCGCGUGAGGUCCAGGCGAGGCCCAAUGUCAUCCCCAUGCACCCAGACUUCAGGAUGCUAGUCCUGGCCAACCGGCCGGGCUUCCCCUUCCUGGGGAACGACUUCUUUGGCUCUCUAGGGGACAUCUUCAGCUGCCACGCCGUUGACAACCCCAAGCCACAGGCGGAGCUGGCCAUGCUGAGGCAGUACGGCCCGCAGGUGCCCGAGGCCACCCUCCAGAAGCUGGUGGCGGCCUUCGGGGAGCUGCGCUCCAUGGCCGACCAGGGCACCAUCACCUACCCCUACUCCACCAGGGAGGUGGUCAACAUCGUCAAGCACUUGCAGAAGUUCCCCGAGGAGGGCCUGGCCAACGUGGUGCGCAACGUCUUCGACUUUGACUCGUACAACAAGGACACGCGGGACGUCCUGAUCGAGGCGCUGCACAAGCACGGCAUCCCCAUCGGAGCCAAGCCCACCUCCGUCAGCCUGGCCAAGGAGUUGCCCUUGCCAGAGGUCACCAUGUCGGGCCACUGGACCAUCAACCAGGGAGGAAACGCCCGCCGCAAGCUCCUCUGCCCCACCGAGACCCGGCAGAUAGACGUGAAGGGGCCGGCGUAUCUGCGGGUGCAGGGCUACCCCUGUGACAGGCAGGAGAGCCGGGCCUUGAGUUUCAGCGAGGAGAAGGCCCACUGGCACCUACCCAUGAAUGAGGUCAACAUCAUCUGUGACGUGGCCACCAAGGACGACUCGCUGUACGUGGCCACGUGUAACCCCGUGUCGCUGUUCUCCAUGAAGGAGCGCGGGGACACCGUCCACUGCAUGGAGCUCUACGACGUCUUCCCCAGGACCAUCAGCGGGGUCUGGCAGCCCUUCAUCACCAUCGCCCCCCUGGGAAGCCCCCUGGACGGCCAGGUGGUGCUGCAUGAGGAGCAGAGUAACACGGUUCUGCACCUGGACCUGGGAAGCGGGGCGGUGCGCCGGCUGGUUCUGUCCCCGGACGCAGAGCCGCCCGUCACCAAGUCCUCCAACUGGUGGAGCAGCAGCAGCAAGGAGCAGCAGGCAAGCUAUAAGAUGUGCCGUGAGUUCGCUCACAAAAAUUGGCUUCUCUUCUUCAAGGAGGAUGGCAACCAGCUGGAGGUGCUGGACGUCCUGGAGGGCCAGGUACACUCCAUCUCUCUGCCCAUUAACCUGAAGGACGUGUACCUGGUGGCGGAGGAGCGCUGGCUGCUAACAGAGAGCAACAGCAACAAGAAGUUCCUCCUGACUAAGCCUAUGCACAUGGGAGCAGAGGACUCUGGCGUGUGUCAGCUGCACGCCAUCAGCGAGGACGCCGUCAGCGCCGGUCACGGAGCCACCUCCGGCGAGGCGUGCGUGCCCGACAUGGUGUCGUCCGACCAGCUCCCCAACGAGAACCUGAGCGCCGCUCUGGGCCAGAGGAUCGUCUCCCCCAACCGACUGGUGGCCGACGGGGGGUCCUACGCCCAGCUGGUGGUGGGCUUCCCUGACCUGAUGUCUCCUAACGAGGUGUACAGCUUCAAGAGGCCCGUGCACCUGUCGGACGUGAAGAGCGGCGAGGGUCUCUUCCUCCGGGGAGGAGGAGGAGGGGCCGGCCCUCGCACCAGCCCGGCCAAACGCAGCAACUGCAUCGGCCUGCUCUCAGCCAAUCAGGUGGUCCGAGCCCUCCCGCCCACCCGGGUGCCCCUGAAGGAGAUCUUUCCCAAAGAUGUCACCCCUCCCAUGACAGCAGCCUACCUGGAGGUGACAGACCUGAACUCGAAGAAGCUCAAAUAUGUUCCAGUCCCAAGGUCAACGUCUGCGUCGCCCUACACAAAUUGGUUGUCUAAGGUGUCAGACUGUGACGUUGUCUUAGCCGCCCUGGGCUCUGGCAACGUAGUCACUGUUGACAUGGGCGGGUGUGUCCGUCUGUGGGAGACGGGAUUGGACAACCUGCAAAGGUCUUUGUUGGAAUGGAGGAAUAUGAUUGGCUCAGAGGACGGUCGGCCAAUACAGGUAAUUUAACUCAAUGUGUACGAUAAAAAAUGUGUGCAUUCGUAUUUAUUCUGUUUCAUUUAAAAUCACCUGCAGUUCUACUUCAGGCCACAGUGUAGCAGUAUUGUUUCACAAAUGGCUCCACAAACGCAGUACCUCAAGCAGACGGGAUGUUUUUCCCGCUGUGGUCAGACACAAGCUACCCAAAACAUUCCACAUUUCAUUCAAAUAGGAAUGUGUUCUUGCCCCCCUACCGUGUCUAGUGUGGGCGUCUCUGAAUGAGGGUCCUUUGUGCCGCUGAGGUCAUGGGUUUGACCCUGCUCUGGUCAGCACAUUCAGACCAGUGUCCCGGGCCCUGGGUCCAGGGUGAUGGAAAUACCCCACACACACACACACACACACACACACACACACAUCUAUACAUACACACACACACACACACACACACACACACACACACACACACACACACACACACACACACACACACACAUCUAUACAUACACACACACACACACACACACACCUAUAUAUCUAUACAGACUCACACACACUUACAUAUAUAUAUAUACACACAGACACACACAGACAUACACACACACACACACACACACACACACACACACACACACACACACACACACACACACACACACACACACACACACACACACACACACACACACACACACACACACACAAGACAUAGACACAGAAACACACACACAAAGACAAACACACAAAAACACACACACACACAGACACACACAGAUACACACACACACAAACACACACAGACCCACACAUACACACACCAAUACACACACACAUACACACACACAUACACAAGACAGGGUCUCUUGGAGCCAUGUGGGCGCUGUCCAGAUAGAGAAAGCAUUGUGCAAUUUGGACGAAAAGCCCAGAACUGGACCUAGAGACGUCCAAAAUUGGUUGGAAAUUCUUAGAAAUGGGCCUGCAAGGGAAAGACGACUCCAUGUUAAUGUACUGGAGAGAAUUUACGAGAGACCAGAGGUGAUCUGCUGAAAUCCUCCCAAAGUCUAGCACCUAGACUAGCCUGUGGUGCCAACAAGCCGACCCACCGCCUUGACCUUGGCUUGUGUUUGUCAAACACAAUCACACAAUCACACAGGCAGACACACACACACACACACACACACAAACACACACACACACACACGUCCACUUAUACAUACACACACGCCUAUACUGUAAACUCCCGGCCACUCCCACACGGCUAAACACCCUCAUUGGUCAGCCGGCCUUCGAUGAGGGCACCUUGAACCCGCGCUAUAGGUUGGGCCGGAGACAGAGCAGGCCCUGUGUGUUUCUUGUUAGCCCUCCGCAAACAGCAGCACCUCUCCUUUACCAUGGCCUUCACCUUGGCCAGUGCCAUACCCCUUCUCUGCAGCCCCUACAAGUGAGCCAUCGCUGUCCUCACAACGGGCCUCUGAGAGGUGCAACCUGUGCACAUAUGCUACAAUACUCUGCCACUUGCCAAAUACCAAAGUUUUUAGGGGAGUGAAGGCAGGGCAACGUGGAAUGGUUCCGUUGUAGCAAGUUUUUCGGUUAAAGAUUUACACGGGUAAAACAAGUGUUCAGACUGCAGACUUUUAUCACCGCGUCUGGUAGAUUGGUGAGCUGGACAAGGACAAAGGAUCACAUUCCACAGCUCUGGUGGGGGCACAUUAGGACCUGCGUGCACGGCCAAGUAUGCACACGCACUUACACACACACACACACACACACACACACACACAGACACACACACACACACACACACACACACACACACACACACACACACACACACACACACACA